Molecule: messenger RNA, 3088 nt
Organism: Oncorhynchus keta (chum salmon)
Lineage: Eukaryota; Metazoa; Chordata; Actinopteri; Salmoniformes; Salmonidae
Exons: 2
Coding region: 324-710 (128 amino acids)
Biological process (GO): translation
Cellular component (GO): ribosome; mitochondrial large ribosomal subunit
Molecular function (GO): structural constituent of ribosome
Source: RefSeq, a predicted model, not a curated record
AGGCUACCUCCGGAUAUGUACACCUCAACAGUACAUUCUUGGGCUAGAUCUGUACCUAAAUGAUGCUGCAGCAGUUGUUGCAGGCUAUCUUUGCGCGUUUGAUUGUGGCUUCGACUCUUAACGAAGCUAGUUUAAUUACACCCACCACUCCAUAUCAAAUACGUUGAUUUAAUCAGGCUGUUCAUUUUCAUCAAAAGCCAAGUAUGUUGAAUAAAAUGUUAAUUUGAACUUACUAUCAUUUAAUACGCCUGUCCAGAUGCAGGUGUUGAAUUGGAAUUUAGAAAUUGCUCCAUUACUAUUUUUUUUAAUGAAGUAAUUUAACGAUGUGCACACCGCCAGCUUCUCUAUUUCAAAACACCCACCUGGUUCAUUGUUUGAGACCGGUAUACAGGAAUUUCGCACUAGAGCUUCCAGGAUCCAGUGUCGCCCAGCCGCGAUCACUAAGUGGUUGGGUUCUGUCCUGGGCCAGUGUACCUCCCCUGACCUCUCGGUGUGGUCCUCUCACAUCACAGGCAGAGGGGGCAGGAGUGUUCCAGCAACUCCCCUGGCACCACCAGCAGGUUCGCACAAGGAAGCGGGGCACAGAGUACCAGCCCAAGAAUAUAAAGCGGAAGCGGACCCACGGCUGGAUCAAGAGGAUCAGCACACAGGGUGGCAUCGAGGUGAUUCUCCGUAGGAUGCUAAAAGGACGGAAAUCCCUCUCGCACUAACCACCCAAUGGACUAUUUUGUCAGUAAACUUAUCGAAGUUGUGAUGCAAAGGUGCCCAGGUUUUACUACCAUGUGGAAGAUGCCCCAAAAGAUAGGCACGAAACAUGGCAAUGCCUUCCAAUUAUGUAGGCAACACCAUGCACAUUUACAUUAAAACAUUCCAAACAAGUAAGAAUGUUGAAUAAACUUAAUUGAACUUACUCUGUUGAUUGUCUAUUGUGUUGGUAGAAAUUUUAGACAACAUAUCCACAGGAAAGUAUUAUUAACCUGACUUUGAAACGUCAGUCUGUGUGUAGCAAUCAAGAUUUGUUUGCUCAUGACCAAAGGCACAUGCACAAGAUGGAAGUACAUCCACGUGAUGCAUGCAUGUAACCAACGUCUACAUGGUUUUUCGCAUAUUCCAGGAGAUAUACAUUUCAACGGCAGUACCUGCGCUCUAAAAAGUGGGGUAAACAACUUUCCUUUGUAUAUUUUGUCAAAAAUGUUGAGUGGCUGAAGCACCAACCACACAGACAACCAGUAGAAUAAAUUCAGAUGUCAUUUUAUUCAACAUUCUGGCUUGUAAGGAAAACUUGAUGAUUUCACAUAAAAGUCUGAUUUAUUAGGCACCUGCAGACUUGUUGGUACAUUUUUGUGUAGAGCUGGAUGUCUUGAGUUAUUGGAUAUGUGAAGGCAGCAGUCAGUGUGGCGGUCAGUGUUAUUUAAGAUUAGGGAGGAAGCAAAACAUUAAUGAGCGUGGCCUUAUUUCUAUUACUGUUGGAUGACUCAUUCAUAUUCCAUUCACCCAGUUCAGUGAAACAGCGAUAGCUUUAGGCUAAACAUCAUGAGGUUGCACAACCUAGCCUAUGAAUGAAAGUUUACAAUGUAGGUGCACACAGGUCGAGAGAAAAAUUUGACGUGACAGUGACACACCUUGCACACUCUUGCCUGCAUCUAGCCGAUAUAGGGUGUAGUCAUUAGUCCAACAGUUUCAAACGAGUUUCUAAUGAACAAAUUCAGUUAUGUUUAUCCCCUUUCCGUUUUUCAACAGAAUAAAUACACCCUGAUCACACGUAAACACAGUUCACUUUCAUAGCAGCCACGUUGUAUUCGUUCUCUCAUCUAUACACUCUCCUCUCACCUUUUCCCUUCACAUCAGCCAAAAAAAACCUUUCCAAACCAAACCAUAUAACCACUACACACAGCCUACAUCUUUGUCACCAUAUUAGCUAAAGUAACAUCAUAGUCAAAAUAGCUAAUAGAACUAACACAUUAGUAAACCCGCUACAAUCAUUCAGUAAUGUUACAGUGUAACAGGAAAAGGUAAGCAGUCUAGCACUUACACUGGCGGGCCACGGUGGCAAUAAAUUAGUCAAACCAAAAGCUUAUCUUGACUUUGAAGAGUUGUGUUGGAUAGUCAUAGCCAGCUAGCUAACGUAGCAUCCCACUGUUUGAGUAGGCUAAACUAGCUAGCAGCAUUUUCUAGCUAAGUAAGUGAAAUUGAAAGUGAAAACAAUUGACAAUCUCUCUCUUGCUUCUUCAUUUUGGAAGAAAUACAUUGUUCAAAAUGGUUUAACUAUUGUCUUUCUCUGUCUUUGAGUCAACUACUCACCACGUUAUGCACUGCAGUGCUAGCUAGCUGUAGCUUAUGAUUUCAGUACUAGAUUUAUUCCCUGAUCCUUUGAUUGGGUGAACAACAUGUCAGUUCAUGCUGCAAGAGCUCUGAUAGGUUGGAGGAAGUCCUCCAGAGGUUGUCGUAAUUACUGUGUAAGUCUAUGGAAAGGGGUGAGAACCAUGAGCCUCGUAGGUUUUGUAUUGGAGUCAGUGUACCCAGAGGAAGAUGGAAGCUAGCUGUCCUCCGGCUAGACCGUGGUGCUAUCCUACAGAUUGUUGUUGAGGCUACUGUAGACCUUCAUUGCGAAACAGUAUGUUUUAAUAAAUUAUUUGGUGAGGUGAAAAUAUUUAGUAUUUUAUCAAAAAAGCAUAACUUUUUAUAUGUUUUACAGUUUUUAUUUUAAUGAAUUUCACUGAGGAGGAUGGUCCUUCCCUUCAUCCUAUGAGUAGCCUCUACUGGAAGGAAGAUGAAUUUGCAGAUGUAUUUGACCAUGAAAUGGAUUCUCAAUGUCUUGCUCAUCUAUUUCAGACUCAAUCUUGGAUAGGCUUGGUAGGUUGGUGCAGUAAGUCAAUUUAGCUUAAAUGGCUUAGGGAAUCAACUGUGACAAAAGUCGUUUUACUUAUGCACCUGUCAACAUGCAGUGGUGCGGUUGAACUAGUUCCUGAAUUUGAAUAUUGGACUUUUAAUAUGUAAGUGCUGGGAUAUAAGCAUCUGUGCUGCUUGUGUAAGCUAUUUAGUUGCUGCGAAAAUAAACACAUCUUCGGAUCUUCAUACCAUGCUGAUA